GUGGAAGGGGUCUUAAAGAAAAAGCUGCUUGUUUUAUAACGCGUUCACUGCAUUUUUAAAAUAUAAAAAUAUUGUUAUCACUAAGCAAAAUAUGAACAAUAUAUCUAUUAACAAAGAAGAUAAUUAGAAUAGCUUUACUUACUCACAAGAUAGGAAGAAAACAUUUCCUUUUUAUAUUUUUUAAGUGGUCAAGCCUUCUGUUUUCGCAUCAAAAAGCGACCAACGUCGUUUUAAAGCGUCUGUCAACAGGAAAAUACAUGUGUGUAAAAGCAGAGAACUGUGGCUAAUAUCUUUGAUACCUUGGAGAUGAGGAAGGUGAUGGCUCUAGCAACGAGUCUCGAUCCAAAGUAUUGUUGGCUAAGCUUCAGAGGAAGACCAAAGUCAAGGAGCAACAGAGCUUGGCAUGUCAAGGGGAACAUAAGUCAAAAACAAUAGUUCAGAAUGACAGGGACACCUCUGCGAAGAAGAAAAUAAAAAACAAGGGAGACAACCUCGAGGAGACAAAACGCCCAAAGAAGAGGAAAGAGCAAGUAAACCAACAUGUCUCCACCUGACCCUGAAGAACUUUCCAAAGGUGAUAAUGCAUGCAAAGAAGAAAAAUGCUACAAAAAAUAUACAACUAACAAAAGACAAAGAUGGGAUGAUUUUGAGAAAAAGAUUAUUCAAAAGGUACAAAGAGUCCUGCCCCAGUGGCUUACUGAGCCAGAUGUGAUCCAGAGAGAUAUUACAAGCAACCUAGUCCCCAUCAGUGAUGUCCCAGGAAUUUGUACUAGACUGCAACGGAAAUUGGAGGGCAAUGGAAUUCAGCACCUCUUUCCAGGUUAGCAGGCAUGAAGGAGUAGAAGUUAAAAUCUGUUUUGCUGUCAUAAUAUGGGGGGGGGUACUCAAAUUCUAUUGUGUCCACUGUGCAGUACAUGUAGAGGUCAUCCCAGUCAUUUUAGAGAAUGUCUCAUGGUCUGUUGAUCGGAAGAGGGGCUACAAACCCAGAAACAUUUGUGUGUCAGCACCAACGGGGAGUGGCAAGACUGGCAUUCGUUAUACCUGUUAUUCAGGCACUGAUGGGGCGAGGUUUAUGUGACAUCCGUGUUUUGACAGUGUUGCCCACCAAAGAGCUUGCACAGCAGGUUUGAAAAGUAUUCAGUUCAUAUGCGGAGGGCACCAGCUUGAAAGUGGUUAUAAUCGCUGGUCAAAAGUUUUUUGCCAAAGAGCAGGCAUCGCUCUCUGAAACCUAGUCAAGACACAUCAAGGUCUUUCUUCCUUGAGGUGGAACAAGCCACAGUUUGGCAGACAUUGUUGUCGCAACCCCUGGGAGACUGGUUGAUCACAUCAAUAAGUUUGGAACACCUCCGCUUCCUUGUGGGUCACUAAUACAAAUCAUUGAUGAGGCAGACCGGAUGAUUGACAGCAUGCACCAGUCUUGGCUCAGUCAGGUGACCAAGGCAGUUUACAGAUCCAAGAGGGGUUCUGAAGCAGUCUAGAUCUUCAAGAGGACAGAGCCUGCACUUAUCACUGCAGCGAGGUUCCCGAGUUUGGGACAGGAGGCUGUCAUGUCUUUUUCUCCUGACGUCUUUUCUUCUGCUGCUCAGCAAGGGGGAGAGAAUGUGCCCAGCAAGUUGUCGCUGCGAAGGAAAGAUUGUUUAUUGCGAGUCUGGCAUUUUUCAAGACAUUCCAGAAAACAUCUCUACUGGAUGCCAGGGUCUGUCCCUGCGCUUCAACCGCUUAGCGACUCUGCUGCCUUACCAAUUCGCUCAUCUCAACCAGCUCAUCUGGCUCUACCUGGACCACAAUUCCAUCACCGCCAUAGAUAGCUUAGCCUUUCAGGGCGUGCGUAGGCUCAAAGAACUGAUUCUUAGCUCCAACAAGAUCACACUUUUACACAAUAAGGCUUUCAAUGCUGUACCAAACCUGCGCAGUCUUGAUUUUUCCUACAACCAGCUACACUCUUUGCAGCCAGGUCAUUUCUAUGGUCUGCGUAAGCUCCAAAACCUUCACCUACGGUCCAAUGGUCUCAGCAGUAUACCUGUACGGACUUUUCUGGAGUGUCGCAGCCUGGAGUUCCUGGACCUGGGUUACAAUCACCUACGCACCCUAUUCCGCACCACCUUCUUGGGGCUGUUCAAGUUGAAAGAGCUUCAUCUGGAGCAUAAUCAAUUUUCAAGGAUUAAUUUGUUCCUUUUCCCACGCCUUAGCAAUCUACAGGUCCUCUACUUGCAAUGGAACCGGAUACGAGCCGUCAAUCAGGGCCUGCCAUGGAUCUGGCAUACACUGCAGAAAUUAGACCUCUCAGGAAAUGACAUCCAGAUCCUGGACCCAGCUGUUUUCCAGUGUAUGCCAAACUUACAAAUACUCCAUCUUGAAUCCAACAAGCUGAGCAACAUGUCUCAGGAUGUGGUUUCAGCCUGGGUCUCCCUCACCACCAUCAGCCUGGUGGGUAAUGCCUGGGACUGCAGCCCUACCAUCUGCCCCCUGGUGACCUGGCUGAAGAACUUCAGAGGCUCAAAGGACAUCAAAAUGAUAUGCAGCAGCCCCAAGUCAGUUCAGGGAGACAGAGUAAUGGACAUAGUGAGGAACUACACACGCUACCCCAAUAGCAUGAGGCAGCUGCAGCAGCACUCAGUCAACCGCAAGCACAGAAAAAAGGCCCGGAAGCAGAAGCUUAACCUUAACUCUCAGUUACAAGAGUAUUAUUUGACUUAUACAAACUCUCAGACCAUGGAUGCAUUGACACCUAAUUCAGCUCCCUCCAUGCUGUGUCUGCUUGUGUUGGUGUGGGAGGGUCAUGUGUUCAUGCUGUGUAACAGGCAAGGGAAAGAACAGGGGCGACAGCCACUCAGCAAACAGCUGGGACGCGGGAACCUGACAGACCAGCUGAGGCAGAGGAGCCUGGAGAUCCAGGUUGAGGCACGAGAGCCUGAUGAGCUGGUGGACACAGGGGAGCCUGGCAAUCCGACGAAGGCAUGA
Molecule: messenger RNA, 2961 nt
Organism: Oncorhynchus tshawytscha (Chinook salmon)
Lineage: Eukaryota; Metazoa; Chordata; Actinopteri; Salmoniformes; Salmonidae
Product: leucine-rich repeat transmembrane neuronal protein 4-like
Exons: 12
Coding region: 1600-2961 (453 amino acids)
Molecular function (GO): protein binding
Source: RefSeq, a predicted model, not a curated record